Messenger RNA from Cydia pomonella (codling moth), 1863 nucleotides. Its product is annotated as piggyBac transposable element-derived protein 4-like. The record is from RefSeq and is a predicted model, not a curated record. The transcript is spliced from 3 exons. Lineage: Eukaryota; Metazoa; Arthropoda; Insecta; Lepidoptera; Tortricidae.
ACUGGUUAUGGCAUAGCUUUCUGUCACUAAUACACCAUGAAAACUCUUCCAAACUAAAAACAUGUUAAAUUUGUAUGUACUAUCUAGAUGGGGUCAAGAGACAUAGACCCUGGAAGGCCAGGGACGCCACCACCUAGUGCUAGGCCAUUAAUUCUGGCCUUACCAGUCCAACGGUCACCUCAUGGAACUAUGCGAGUUCCCCCAAACGAACACGUUAUUGUACAUCGCACUGAUACUGGAAGGCUUCAGGCUAUACGAGAAGCGACAAACGAGAGACUUCAUUUUAAUGAGGAAGAUGAAGAUAGAGAAGAACCUCAAUUUGCGGUUCGGCACAACGAGUUUCUACUAUCUUCGCUAAUCGAGGACUUAGCACUAGAUUCAGGUAGUGAAAUCGACGAAGAUUGGGAAGACUACACCGAGGAUGAGUUACUUCAGAUUUUAGAAAUCGAUGAAGAGAAUGAAGAUGUAGAGGCUGAAGACGUAGAAAUGCUUCAACCAAAUGAAAGACGAGACAAUAGACCAUUCGUUUGGUCUGAAGACUUCGAUGAGUUUGCUGGGCUUGAAGAGAUGUAUCAGGAACAACCUGGCCCUACUAUCCAGGAAACGUCUCCCAUAGAUAUAUUUAAAAAUAUUUGAGACAGAGACAUAAUGGAAAUUAUAGUUGUAGAGACUAAUAAAUACGCGUGGCAAAUUAUCGUUCAGGCAUCUGAACACGAAAACGGUAUCACUCCUGCUUCGCGUCUAAACGAUUGGUUUGACACCACUGUGGAGGAGCUAUAUACAUUUUUCUCCAUAAUGAUGUUUAUGUCAUUAUGCAACAGAGGCAGGAUAGACGAAUACUGGAACACUGGAAUACUGGGAAUGCCAAAUUUUAGAAAAAUUAUGUCUAAAAAUAGAUUUUUAUUACUGCUGAGGUUCUUACACUUUGUAAAUAAUGACUAUCUUACAGAUAAUAUUCAUGGAGAUGAUAGAAAAAUAUUUAAAUUGGGUCCAAUAUUGGAACAUUGCAAUAGGAAAUUUGGAGAACUAUAUAUUCCCUGCAAAGCUCUGAGCAUCGACGAAUCGCUGUUACUAUGGAAGGGGCGACUUUCAUGGUUGCAGUGCAUAAGAACAAAAGCCGCAAGAUUCGGGAUAAAAUCGUAUGAUCUUUGUGAAGCCGAAACAGGAUACUUGCUGAAAAUGAUUAUAUAUACAGGAAAAAGACAAGAUGCAGAGCAAGACUUACACGGUUUUACUAAUGCCACAGCCAAAGUUGUACUUAGAUUAUCGGAUGGUUACCUUGACAAAGGUCAUUGCCUUUAUAUGGACAACUAUUAUAAUUCUGUCGGUCUAGCAAGGUUUUUAAAGCAAAGACGCACCGACGUUGUAGGAACCCUUAACCGACGCAGAAUAGAAACACCUUCACAGAUAAAGAACUUAAACGACCGUCGUCUACAACGUGGAGAAAUGGCUGCUGCUCACUGUGGGGACGUGACAGUAUUGGCCUGGAAGGAUGUAAAGUUGGUGUCCAUGAUAUCAACCUUUCACAAAAACGAUAUGACCCCAGGCCGCAGAGCAAACCUGGAAUACGACAAACCACUUGUUGUCCACAACUACAAUAAAUACAUGGGAGGAGUUGAUCUAAAAGAUCAAAAGAUUUCCAUGUAUUUAUUGGAGCGAAAAAGAGGGCUCAAGUGGUACGUAAAAGUUUUUAGACGUCUGCUCAACUGCAGCAUCCUUAACAGCUACCUUAUAUAUAAGAGCAAUGAGAGAGGACGAAAAAUGAACCAUAGGCAGUUCCGCUAUGCUUUAGCAGAGGCCCUAUCUUUGGAAAGAGCAUUGUUAAAUUCUUUUUGGUCCUGAGACGGAGUCCGAGAACGAGGA